Helicoverpa zea (corn earworm) is the source of this 1377-nucleotide messenger RNA. It is a transcript of the gene tzn, whose product is annotated as hydroxyacylglutathione hydrolase, mitochondrial. The transcript has 5 exons. Lineage: Eukaryota; Metazoa; Arthropoda; Insecta; Lepidoptera; Noctuidae. The record is from RefSeq and is a predicted model, not a curated record. The coding region runs from base 118 to 1014 and encodes 298 amino acids. Gene Ontology annotation, molecular function: hydroxyacylglutathione hydrolase activity.
GGUAUUUUCGGUAUUUUGUUUUUCAAGCUUGUUAUCAAUUUUACUAAAAUAUCAAAAAAAUAGAAAAGAUAUCUGAAAUAUUGUUCUAUAAAUAUCGGACACGUUUUAAUUAAUGCAAUGUUGGCCAGAUUUGUAAAUUCUUUGCCGUUAGGCAUAUCGCAGCAACUAACGAGGCUGUAUUUCCAAGUGCUCAUAAGGAACCAGCGCGAAGCACACAGCAGUCAAGAGCACCAUCAACUCGGAAACAUGGACAUUAAGAUACUACCCGCACUACAGGACAACUACAUGUACCUCGUAGUUGACCGAGCUACCAAGGAGGCUGCUGUUGUAGAUCCAGUGGAGCCAAAAAGUGUGUUACAAGCUGUCAAAGAACAUGGUGCAAAACUGACAACAGUUCUGACUACCCAUCAUCACUGGGAUCAUGCUGGCGGAAAUGAAGAGCUUGCCAAACAAGUACCGGAUCUCCAGAUAUAUGGCGGUGAUGAACGCAUUGGAGCUCUGACAAAGAAAGUGCAACAUAACACUAUGUUUAGUGUUGGUAAUUUGCUGGUACAAUGCCUGUUCACUCCUUGCCAUACAACAGGGCAUAUGUGUUAUUACGUAACUGCUCCUGACGAUGCAUCAGAAUCUGUUGUGUUUACAGGUGACACUUUAUUCCUCGCUGGUUGCGGCAGGUUCUUUGAAGGCAAUGCAGAACAGAUGUACAAUGCCAUGUCGAUCCUAGGCAGCUUACCAGAGCAGACCAAGGUCUACUGUGGCCAUGAGUACACUCUGCAGAAUCUUAAGUUUGCUGCACAUGUUGAACCAAACAAUAUUGAGGUUCUUAAUAAAAUUACUUGGUCAAAGGAAAGGCGAGAAGAGGGAAAACCUACGGUGCCAUCAACAAUCGGAGAGGAAAAGAAGUACAACCCAUUCAUGAGGGUGUUUGAACCGACUGUGAUGAACCAUGCACAGUCACGAUCAGCUAUUGAGACCAUGAAGAAUAUUCGAUUGGAGAAAGAUUCUUUCCAUUAAAAUAAUAUAUCCAGUGUUACUUGCCUUCAUAUGAAUGUGCAUUUGUCAACCUAAUUCUGUCGCCUUGGUUGUAUGUAGUAAAAUCCGAAUUAUUAGCCAGCAUUAGUUAAAAAUGCAUUUAGUGUGUCUACUUCAACCUUGGUGGUACUUAUGGUCUUAAAUUUAUCUAAUGUGAUUUGCAUAGCAAAAAUUACUGUAUAUAUUUACAUCUAUUUAGUAGUUUAUGCACAACAAUUUUUUUUAUAAUAAUAUUUUCCUUAAAUAUAGGCUAGGCAGUAGUUGGUGUUCUAUGUCAAAAGAAAUAUUAUAUUGGUCAUAAGAAAACUGUGGUGUUAAUAAAUAAAUCCUGACCUGGCCAACCAA